AUACAGAUGGAAAAAAACAAUGUGAGUAGAUGUGAGUGAUAAGUAAAAAUAUGUUUAAGUCCAAGAGUUGAGAUGUAAAAGUUUAUUUAAUGAUUUUAAUAAGUAAUUGAUUGUAAAUUAAUUAGCUAUAUAGUAAGACCAUGACUCAUGUAGAGAAGCGACAAACCCGCACGGGGAAAGAAACCAUACACUCAGGACACUUCAUGGUGUCACAUUUUGAAGCAGAAGAACAAGAUGAUUUUGAUGAUUUGGCUGUCCCCGUGCCUGACGAAGAACAAAUUAUUCAGAAAAAUUCGGUUGUUGCAACCUAUACUGUACCUGGAUCAUCCAAAACAUUUACUUUGUCUGAUAAAGAAGAAAGUAAACAACACCAACAACUUUCUAUAGAAAUAUCACUUACUAAGUUGUUUAAAUGUAUGUCCUUGGCGUAUAGACAAAAAUUAACUUCACCCAAAUGGAAUCGUUUCAAAGGUAUAAAACUCCGUUGGAAGGACAAAAUCAGACUAAACAAUGUUAUUUGGAGAUGUUGGCACAUGCAAUGUAAGUAUCUUUAUUUCAAAUAUUUUUCUAUUUACAUGGUGUAACUGUUUAAGUUCAUUCAUUAAUUUGUUCAUUAUAACAUAGGCAAUCCCUAUAGAUUGCUUCAUAGGGGUGAUAUUUGCCAUAGUUACUGUGGAUGGGCAGGCUUGUUGGCAACUACAAUUUUUUAUUAUUAUUGAGUCAUUAUCAGGAACAUUCUGUGGCCCAUCUCCCGUUUCAGUUUAACUCUGUCUCAUCUUACAACAUUCAUGGGUAAUAUGGGGUAGUGGAUUCUCUUACUACGGCGACAAUAACAAUUAGAGUAAUACAUCCCCAACUACGGUUUUUAUUCAAAUGUCUGUUUGUGUGUAUCUCUAUUAUGCACAAAACUGGCAUGAAGAAGUUUUACUAUAAAAAGUAUUUAAUAUUUAAUUAUAUUUUUCUAAUGAACCCAAGCUCAAGAGGGCACCAAUUAUCAGUGUUAAAUGAAAAUUAAUAAUUUUUGUUCAUUAAGAAUUAUAUUAAGUAAUUAUUACCAUCAAACAAUGUAAUAAAUUACUACACAAUAUCAAUAAUUGAAGUUCACUUUUGAGAGAAUCAAAACUAUUUGCAGAUAGUGUGUUAUCCCCUUCAGAAUGACAAAAAAUAUUUUUAUUUUCGAUGUAAUUGUAGACUUAUUUGAGAUCCCUGAGGUCUUAAGUGUCUGGGAAAAAUAAUUAAAAAAUUCCCCGCACAAUCGUGCAUUGUUGUUUUCAAGUGUUGUAAAGCAUGAUCAUGCAUGCUUUAUGAAGAAAGGCAAAAAUCAAAGCCAUUAAAAUUAUUGUUUAUCUAAAUUUAUCAACAUUAUUUUCGUUAUUACAGUAUUAUACAUAGGCUGCACUAAAAGUAUCGGGAAUGGAAUAUUUCCACUGUUCAUGUCAUAUUAAAAUCUUUUUAAUUGAAAACUCCUUGGUUUUAAAAAUCGAAGACCAUUUAUUUAUAUAAAAAAAGAUUCUCGGUCUUGUCACAAGGUUUUGUCAAACUUGUUUAGUCGUUGAGAAAAUGGAAUUAACGGGAUUCUGUUGUCAUGGUGAUUGGUUGUCACACGGGUUUGAUAAAUUUUCUCAAGAAGAUUUUAAUUAACGACGUUAUUUUAGUUUGAAUUGCUAUAUAUUUUUUAUUUUCAAACAAAUUAUUGUACGUAAGUGUUUAAGUAAUUCCUAGCUAGCUUAUCUACUGGGGAUGGAAGAGAUUGAACAGGAUUCAGAUCCUGCGGAUGAUGCCGGAAAAUCUGGAUCUUCACCCGACCUUUUUCUUAAUUCUAAUCCUACUGAUACAUUUUAUCAGUCUGAUACUGGUAAUCCUAUGAAACGUAAAGCCUAUAAUAUAUCAUCCUUAAAUUUAGAACCGAAGAAAAAAGUGUCUUCUCUUCCUUCAGCAGCCAUACAGAAUGUAUUUGUUCAUCCAUUAUCUGAAGAAAAGAAACGGUAUAAUAGUAAUGACAGUGCACCUUUUAUUGUUCACAUUAUGAAACCGUCCGUGGAGCCCUCUUCCGGAACUACAAUUCAGCUAAUUAAAGUGGGUCAAUUUCUGUACCAAAACAAUAUUCAGGGAAUUUUAAAGAAUGGUGUUAAGAGCAUAAGACGCAAUCGUAUUUCUAUUGAGUUUUGUUGCCCCCAACUAGCUAACGAUUUUGUUGUAAGUCCAUUACUUGCUAAAGCAAAUUUUGUAGCCGUAAUUCCUACCUAUGCUAUUACGAGAAUGGGUAUCAUUAGAGGUGUUCCAAUCGAUAUAGGUAUGGAUGAAUUCGUUUCUGCAUCAGAAGUUGCUUCUUCUACGGAAAUAAUUCGCGCUCGUCGUUUAAACCGUAAAGUUAUUAAAGCAGAUAACUCUGUUGAGUGGAUUCCAACAUCAACGAUUGUUAUUACGUUCUCCGGUAAAUUACUGCCCUCACAUGUUUUUGUCUAUUUCACGUCAUAUCCUGUAGAACCUUACCUUUUACCUACAAUACAAUGUUAUAACUGCUGUCGUUUCGGUCAUGUUAAGUCUAAAUGCAGAUCUAAGCCUCGUUGUUAUAAAUGUGGACAACCACAUGAUGGAGAAUCAUGUGAAGUUACCUCGGUCACAUGUCUUCACUGUACUGGUAAUCAUGCAGCUAUUAGUUCAUCCUGUCCAGAAUUUAAUAGACAAAAAUCUAUUAAAGUAAUUAUGUCCCAAGAACAUAUCUCUUAUGAUGAAGCAUCUGUAAGAGUCCGCCCAUCCAAACGAGCCUAUUGCGACAUUGCAAGCAAAACUCCUUUAAAUCCAUCUCCUAAUACGAGUAAUAAGAAUUCAUUAAAAAAAACUUUCUAUAUAAAUAGGAAACCACGUUCUCCAGCAUCUGAUCAUGGGUAUGACCAUACAGCCCAUGAAUCCAUGAUCAAAACCCCAAGAAGUUCUCUUCCUAAUAGAAAUGCUUACCCUAAAGAUAAUGAGCAAAACCAUACUUCUCCAAAUGAAAAUUUAAUAGACUUACUUAUAUCCACACUUAUGUGUAUCAUUUCGAUAUUUGACGACCACUGUUUACCUCCAAAUUUAACCCAGUCUCUUGAGAAACUAUCGAUGCUCUUAAAUAAUAUAAAUAAGCAUGGCUACGAUUCUUCAAUGGAACUGUCGCAGUAUUAAACAUAAAAAAGGCGAUUUAAUCUAUCUUAUCAACAAAUACAACCCGUUUCUUGUAGCAUUAUCAGAAGUUUAGCUUCACCAGAAAUCUCACUUCCGUAUUCCUGGUUUUGCCUGCCUUCGCGAAGACAGGAAAGAUGGUUAUGCCGGUGCUGUAAUCCUAGUUAAUAGAUUACAUUCAUUUAUCAAGGUUUCACUUCCUCAACAUAGUGAGGAAUUAAACGUUGUAGCUUGCAAAUGUAAUGAUAUCACUUACCUGUCUUUCUAUAUUCCUCACCCACAUCCAUCACUGAUCACUGAAUUAAACUUAAUAAUUUCAUCUAUUACUCCUCCUUUUAUAUUACUAGGUGAUUUUAAUGCUCACCAUGUCUCAUGGGGCUCAUGCAGAAAUGAUACUUUUGGCUAUCUUUUAAUGGAAUUGUUUGAUGAAUUUAAUAUUUGCAUUUUAAAUGAUGGAUCUCCAACAAGGAGAGUAUAUCCAUCUCAAAAUCCUAAAAGUGUUGUUGAUCUAACUUUAUGUACCCUAAAUCUUACAUCACAUAUUAAUUGGAAAGUUUUAUCUCACUCAUAUGGUAGUGAUCAUUACCCAAUAUUACUUUCAUUAGCCAACUGCUCAAUACCAAUCAGAGUUUUUUCUCCGCUGUUAAAAUAUAAUUUAAAAGGAGCGGACUGGGCUAAAUUCUCAUCGUUAUCAGAUUCGGUACUCUCUAAAUUUUAUAACAGUCACUCUAAUGAUAUAGAGACAAACUACAAAAACUUUGUUAAGUAUCUUUUACUCACCGCAGACUCAUGUUUCACACGAAAAAUUUCGCCUCCUACCAAAAUUUGUUCUCCCCCAUGGUGGGAUGAGGAAUGCACACUCAGUGUUAAAAAACGAAAACAAGCUGAACGUCUAUACUCCUCCAAUAUGUCUAUUGAAAACUUUUU
Parnassius mnemosyne (clouded apollo) is the source of this 4086-nucleotide messenger RNA. The record is from the annotation of a GenBank genome assembly. NCBI's taxonomy places the organism in Eukaryota, Metazoa, Arthropoda, Insecta, Lepidoptera, Papilionidae.